This is a messenger RNA of Carcharodon carcharias (great white shark), 1714 nucleotides long. Its product is annotated as polyubiquitin-like. Gene Ontology annotation, biological process: protein ubiquitination; modification-dependent protein catabolic process. Lineage: Eukaryota; Metazoa; Chordata; Chondrichthyes; Lamniformes; Lamnidae. The transcript is spliced from 3 exons. The record is from RefSeq and is a predicted model, not a curated record. The coding region runs from base 392 to 847 and encodes 151 amino acids. Gene Ontology annotation, cellular component: cytoplasm; nucleus. Gene Ontology annotation, molecular function: protein tag activity; ubiquitin protein ligase binding.
UCAGUACCUGUUACCUGUAGCAAGGUUCAUUCCUGCUGCUCCUGUCAGGUUAUUUCCCAGACUCUGAGGGGAGGCUUUGCGAAAUGAAACCAGCUCUGGUCUCACUUGUUUGUUCGAAGCAAUUAGAGGGCAACAAGGCUGUGACGUUCAGAGACCAGCUAUAAUAAUAAUGUUCUGUUGAAGGGUCAUGAGGACUCGAAACGUAAACUCUUUUCCUCUCCGCCGAUGCUGCCAGACCUGCUGAGUUUUUCCAGAUUGGAGAGCCGGUGUGGAAAAGCACAGAGAAAACAAACUGUGCAGGGAAGUGAAUCUGUCCCCAUUCUGCAGCUCAAAUUUCUUCUGAUUCACCUGGACUUGUGCUUCCAGCAAAGAUUGUCAGCAAUUUGACAAGAUGAGACUCUGGGUGAGGUUUUUGACCGGUGAAGAUAUUGAACUUGACGUCGACCCUUCCAUCCAAAUCUCAGCUCUCAAGAUGAUAAUAUACAAAAAAUCCAAUGUGCCCUAUUUCCAACAGCGCCUGGUGGUGCAAAAUGGGAGCACUGUGGAGCUGAAGGACAAGAGGCUGUGUGACUACAAUGUCUCUCCCAGCGAUGCUGUCAUGCUCAUUGUCAAGAACGAGGAGCGGAUGCAGAUUUUCCUCAGGAACGACAAGGGGAAAACAUCUACAUAUGAUGUUCAUCCCUCUGAGUCUGUUGAGGAUUUUAGGGAACGAGUACAAUGGCAGGAGGGUGUCCCAGCCAGUCAGCAGCGUCUGGUGCACGAGGGGAAACAGCUGGAGGAUGGCCGGACACUCGCCGACUACAAUAUUCAGCCUGAGAGCACCAUCUUCCUCAUGCUACGUCUAUGAGGUGGUUAACCUGCACUUGCAGCAGUUAAUAAGAUGAACUCUAGCUGUUACAGAAGUAAAUUAUUUAUAGUGCCUCAAUUGAUCAAUUUUUUUCAUAUACUCCUGUUUUCUCAGCUGCAGUUAGUAAGAGACCUAGGUUGCACAGUCACUGACUUGUCCAUGAUACUUUUGAAUCUUAUUCCUGUCUGCCCCAGUUCCCAUAACAACAGGAAGUUUGUUCAACAGAUAAUGUCUGGCUAGGGAAUGAUACCAACUGAGGCCUGGGUGCAGGUUACCUUCCUGCAUUCUCACCCAAGGAAAGAUGCUGCUACAAGACAUUGGACACAGUUUUUACAAGGGUAAGCAACUUAAUUAACAAUAAGAAGGAAUCGGGGGGAUAGCUGAUGCAAUGUGUUCCAUUCUGACCAGUGACUUUUGAAGCUUUCAUUCACAUCAAUCCUGGCCAGGAUUGGUUCAAAAGUGUGUUCUGUUACACUUAAAGAUUCUACUGAAGAUUUAGGCCAAUAAUGAUCCGGUCCCUGAUCCACAGCUCCAAACUUGUCUCUCAUUCAGUACAAAUCCACCUUCUCACACACAGAGACCAUUAGAUAGCUGAAGUGGCAAUUCCAAAAACCUUUCACUGUAUAGGAGGGGCCUUGCCAAAAAUUCUAACUGAUCAACAAUGAUUGUCGUCCGGCUUCAUUUUAAAAUAACUUAAUUUCAUCUACAAAUCAUUGCUUCAACCUUAAUGUGUUCUUAGAGAAUUGUAUGUGUUUAGCAUUGGAAUGCUUUAAUCUGGGUGCUUAGUGUUGUGUAAGAGGAAAGGAUAUCAGGCCUGCACAUUGUAUUUGCCAAAAUAUCCAGUGAGAUUUGAAAAUAAAGAUGUUC